Fundulus heteroclitus (mummichog) is the source of this 2497-nucleotide messenger RNA. It is a transcript of the gene tmem176, whose product is annotated as transmembrane protein 176. The record is from RefSeq and is a predicted model, not a curated record. Gene Ontology annotation, cellular component: membrane. NCBI's taxonomy places the organism in Eukaryota, Metazoa, Chordata, Actinopteri, Cyprinodontiformes, Fundulidae. The coding region runs from base 105 to 698 and encodes 197 amino acids. The transcript has 7 exons.
CACAUCGCGCUGGCUGGGAGCAGGGAAGUAAAGGAGGUGCACUGAGUUAGGAGUGUUGCGCAGACUAAAGACACACAGAGAUUACGUUUAUCCAACAAAAGGAGAUGGCCGUUUCUGUCUCCAGGGAUUUAAACGUCCAGGUGCAGGAAGAUGUGAACAAAGUCAAGCUGAAGGACAAACAACAGGAGCUGCGCGCUGCCAUACUGAGGGGUGAGCCCAAAUGUCUGGGGGUGGGCCAAAUAAUGCUGGGGCUGAUGGUUAUUUCCUACUCCCUGCCCUUACACGUGACUGAGGCCACUCAUGUGGUUAACUUCGGUGUUCCCUGGUGGACUGGAUUAACUUUCAUUGCAGCAGGAUCGAUUGCCAUCGUGUUGGACAAACACUGCACAAUAAAGAUUAUGAAGGCGUGUUUGAUAGUGAGCGUGGCCAGCAUGGUGCUGUCGGUGGUGGCUGUGGUCAUCUACUCUGUGGAUCUGAACAAGUAUCAGCUGUCUCCCUGUGAAGACCAGAAAGACUACUCGUGCACCAGGCAUUACUACGGCAUGAAGAUAAGCACGGGAAUAAAGUCAUCUCUCCUUCUCUUCACACUGGCCCAGACAGCCAUCUCUGUCGUGUUCAGUUGGAUUCUCUUCAGGCAGAGACACAACUUUGAGCAAUAUGCUGCUCUCAGCCAUGCUGCAUCAUCUUUAUUGAACUAAAAUGACGAGCAGAAUGGGAAGUCUUGAAGAAUCCAUCUUGCUGAGAUGAAAGGCUUUCUCCAGCUUACACAAGCCUGCUCACUUGUAUCCCUGUUAGCUGAAGUUGUAAACCCGUUUGUUUUUCCUUUGUCUUUCCAGACCUUGAGUAUUUAUACACUUCCGCUAAAUGACUCCGACUCCAAACCAAGAAACAGCAGAGCUAUUACACAGGAAGAGAAGAAAAAACAAAACCCUUAAACCUUAAUAUGAUGAAUAAAGUGUAAUACAUUAAAAGAUGCAUUAAAUUAAUCCAUUUCAAAAUGUAUGAUGAACAGAUGUAAACUGUCUGGGUUUACAAGCUUCUAUGUGCAUCAUGUUAGGAGCUCCAGGACUGGAGACGAACUGAUCAGAAGAAUCUGACAUAGAUGGAAAGACCCACUUCUGUACAAUGACAAGCUUGUGUGCUCACAGCAGCAGCUUUUCACUGCUGCAGUGGUCUAAAAGAGUCCACAUUGUAUGAUGUUUGCAUUCAUGCUACUUCUAGGACUUUAAAGCUUCUCUUCUGGUGAUUGCAUAUGACUGGCAUUUUGGCCUGUAGUUGUUCUGAUAGUAAAUACCAUUUAAAGCUAUUGUUUAAAACAACAUGUCUGGAUUUUCAACCAUUUUAUCCAAUGUGUAUUUUAGAAAACAUUAUUGUGACAAUCCUUCUUUCCAAAAGGUAUGAUGAAUCUCAAACCUUUUGGAAAGUUCCCUUAAACGGAGCUGAGUUUGUAAGAAAAAUGCAUUAAUAUACUCAGGUUGAGCCGCAGACUUGAAUAUGUAUACCAGGGGUCACCAACCUUUUUGAAACUGUAAGCUACUUCAUUUGUGUUGUGUCAUACGAAGGGCUGCCAACACUGAUCUUUGAAGUCAGAGUUCACCUUAACUUUAUGUAAAUGAAAUACAUUUUUCAUUCUUGUUAUAGAUAUUGCCAUUUUAAGAUCUAAUUAAACAAGAAGAAGAAUGUAACAAAAUAAAGUUUUAGAUCCAGCUAACUGGUGGAUUGUGCUUUUUAGAACAGGCUCGUGAGCACCACACGUGGUCCUUGGUGACCCCUGGUGUAUACGGUGCCCGUGAAAAACUUGCCAAAUCCUCUCUGUCAAUGACGUCUGUGUGGCAGUGUAUUAGAUUGGAUCACUGAAGUUUGGUACAAUUAGACAUAUUGGAAAUUGAAUAGAUUGUUCAUUUAGAAGGGACUUAUCGUGGUUUUCACUCCACCCCAUUUGUAGCAUGCUAGGGGAUGAUGUACCGAGCGUUUUUGGCUUAUUCACUUGUAGUUUCGACAUCCUUCAGCUAGGACUACAAAAUUAUUCAGAGAAAUAAAAAGAGAAAUCCAUGACCUGGUUUAGUUCUGCAGCAAAUACUGUGAGGUAAUGGUUCAAAACACAUAGAGAACAGAGAAAAAUUAACUAUUUGAAAAAUAUGACCCAAAAGUAAUAUACAUCGUUGAACAAAAUGUUCCUCCUGAUGUUCAGCUUCCAAUGGACAUGUCUCGGACACCUCAUCAGGCACUGGACUGUCAGCAGCUGGGCAACCAAAAGCUCAAAUCAAGACUCAGUGGCACAAUAGGCUGUUUGGCUCUGGCAGAAAAGAUUUGGCAAUUUUCUUUGAUCAGUUUAAAUUACAUACUCAACUCUGCUUUUCAACCCACCAGUGCAUUUUCCUUACAAACAAGGCAACAGUUAAAAAGAAUUAAUCAGACUAAGUAUAUGUGUUGGCUCAUGUAAUUUAUGUACAUUCAAAAACAAUAUCAAAUAAAAAUAUAAUGUUUUGUGACAUUC